Juglans microcarpa x Juglans regia is the source of this 2383-nucleotide messenger RNA. Its product is annotated as K(+) efflux antiporter 6. Gene Ontology annotation, biological process: potassium ion transmembrane transport; proton transmembrane transport. Bases 224 to 1963 code for a protein of 579 amino acids. Gene Ontology annotation, cellular component: membrane. The record is from RefSeq and is a predicted model, not a curated record. NCBI's taxonomy places the organism in Eukaryota, Viridiplantae, Streptophyta, Magnoliopsida, Fagales, Juglandaceae. Gene Ontology annotation, molecular function: potassium:proton antiporter activity. The transcript has 20 exons.
UUUCAUUUUCCUCUCUCUCUCUCUCUCUCUCAGUCUCUCUCUGAGUGGGUCUCUCUCAGACUCUCUAUCCAUUUGCAGAUUUGCUGUUUCAUCUGCGCGUCUUUCUUAUUCCUCUCGCUUUUUUCGUUCCUUCUCUGUGCUUCUCUCUGUCUCUCUUAGGGCUCACACAGACAGGCACGCUUAAACCUGCGCCGGGCUCGAUUAUCCUGCGUCACUCUCCGCAAUGUUGAAGAAAUCUCCGUCCUUGGAGUCCAGUCUCUUCCUCUUUGCAGUGGCAGCCCCUACGCUGCUCCUACUCUGCUUCUCCGCCCUGUUACUUACUUCGCCCUCCCUCGCCGAAUCAGAUCGCCUCGACUCCACCAACUCCACCGAGUCUAAUGUCUCUCUCUCUACUCCUAAAGAAGCCAGCUUCGCCCAAAUGAUUGAUCAAGCUCUCGCCAACGAGUUCUCCGAGAACGAUCAGCCCGAAGCGGCAGAUGCUGGAGGCUUCAAUAACAGUGUAGCAGAACAGCAGGCAGUUCUGGAGACUGUAGCCAGAGUUAAAUCGAAGAAAAACGAUACGAAAGAGGAUAAGUCAUUCCAAUUGCAUAAUGUCUUUAAUCUGGAUACUGAUAAUAGAGCUGAAGAUACACCAACAUUAAUAGAUCGAAAGGACAAUGUCUUUAUUAUAUCUAAUUUUAAAUCAAAAUAUCCAGUUCUGCAGCUGGACUUAAGAUUGAUAUCCGAUUUGGUAGUUGUUAUUGUCUCAGCAACUUGUGGUGGCAUUGCCUUUGCUUGUGCUGGACAGCCGGUUAUCACUGGAUAUCUGCUAGCUGGAUCUUUUAUUGGACCUGGAGGAUUUAACUUUGUUAGUGAAAUGGUCCAAGUUGAAACAGUGGCUCAGUUUGGUGUAGUUUUUCUUCUUUUUGCACUGGGCCUGGAGUUCUCCACAACAAAGCUUCGAGUUGUUCGAGCAGUUGCUGUUCUAGGGGGCCUGCUACAAAUUUUCCUAUUUAUGUGCCUGUGUGGUAUUAUAGCCUCGUUGUGUGGUGGUAAAGCUUCAGAGGGUGUAUUUGUUGGUGCAUUACUGUCUAUGUCUUCAACAGCAGUGGUCUUGAAGUUUUUGAUGGAAAAAAACUCCACUAAUUCCCUUCAUGGCCAAGUAACCAUCGGCACCCUUAUUCUGCAGGACUGUGCCGUGGGUUUACUGUUUGCUUUGCUUCCUGUACUGGGUGGGACUUCUGGUGUCCUUCAAGGAGUGAUGUCCAUGACUAAAGUGUUGGUGGUGUUGAUUACAUUUUUGGCUGUUCUAACUAUAUUAUCUCGUACUUGUGUUCCUUGGUUACUUAAACUCAUGAUAAGCCUAUCAUCACAGACCAACGAACUAUAUCAGUUGGCAUCGGUUGCAUUCUGCUUGCUUGUAGCCUGGUGUAGUGACAAGCUGGGGCUAAGCCUAGAACUGGGUUCGUUUGCUGCUGGAGUGAUGAUAUCAACAACUGAUCUUGCUCAACAUACACUAGAUCAAGUUGAACCCAUUCGCAAUCUUUUUGCAGCUCUUUUCCUUGCCAGCAUUGGAAUGUUGAUCCAUGUUCAAUUUCUCUGGAACCACGUGGAUAUAUUACUAGCAUCUGUUCUUCUGGUGAUCAUUGUAAAAACAAUUAUAAUCUCCGCUGUUGUCAAGGGAUUUACCUACAACAACAAGACUUCACUUCUUGUUGGGAUGUCUCUGGCACAGAUAGGGGAGUUUGCUUUUGUUCUUCUCAGCCGGGCUUCUAAUCUUCAUCUAGUUGAGGGGAAAGUGUACCUGUUGCUUCUUGGAACUACCGCUCUUAGUCUGGUGACAACUCCUCUGCUUUUCAAGCUAAUUCCUGCCGUAGUGCACCUUGGCGUGCUGUUACGGUGGUUCUCCCCUGACGGUUCCUUGGAGGUAAUGACCAGUCUACAAGUGGAUUCAAAGGAGAAAACCUUCGGUCCGAAAGUCUGAAGCAGCGCACUUUAUUGAUCGAUCAAGGACCUCAUGAUUCAUGACAUACAUAUAUAUGAAGUGAAAGGGAAUUUCAGUAUCAUACCAACUAUAUAACAUCCCUCGCUUUCCCAACACUACUGCCGGUGAAGUCAAUUGCGGCUAUUCGCUAUACAGCUUUUCCAUCAUUCACGCAACUACCGGAUGGUGGUGAGACUAGAUCGGGAAAGAGGUAAUCUAAUUUCCGAAAGGACUGACAGCUGAAAACUUUUAUCUGUGAUUUAGUCGUCUCUGCCACAUGACCGAUUUGUGGAGACAUAUUCUUUUCAUUUGUUACAUAGUUUCAAUUUUGUAAACUUUUGUGGCAAUUGUUGUUCAUAGAUGAUUAAUUACAAGUACAGAUGGAAUUCUCAAUGUAUAAAAGUCGUGUCUUUAUUGCCA